Varanus komodoensis (Komodo dragon) is the source of this 3093-nucleotide messenger RNA. RefSeq names its product synaptopodin 2 like (gene SYNPO2L). Gene Ontology annotation, molecular function: actin binding. Gene Ontology annotation, cellular component: actin cytoskeleton; Z disc; nucleus. The transcript has 5 exons. The record is from RefSeq and is a predicted model, not a curated record. NCBI's taxonomy places the organism in Eukaryota, Metazoa, Chordata, Lepidosauria, Squamata, Varanidae. Gene Ontology annotation, biological process: positive regulation of actin filament bundle assembly. The coding region runs from base 250 to 3093 and encodes 947 amino acids.
CAGAAAGACUCUGGCCUCUUACCAAAAGUGGAAUCAAAUCGGCUGGCUCAACAGCUGGGGGUCUAGCAGAGUGGGGAGCGUGGGUCCUGGUGGACUGAGCUGUCCUGUGCAUGAGCACAAGAGUGGGGGAAAGGGAGGAAAGGCUGAGGGAGCCGGACACCCCCGGCGACCAUGGCAGUGGAACCCUGCGACCCUUAGGAGCGGCUUUUGGAGAGAGGCAUUUGUCGCCAAAGGAAGCGCACCGAAGCCAUGGGAGCCGAAGAGGAAGAGGUGGCGGUCACUCUCUCUGGAGGGGCCCCCUGGGGCUUCCGGCUGCAGGGGGGCUCUGAACAGAAAGGACCCCUUCAAGUGUCCAAGAUCCGCAAGAGGAGCAAGGCGUGCCGCGGGGGCCUGUGGGAGAACGACAUGCUCCUGUCCGUCAACGGGAAGCCCUGCACGGGCCUCUCACACGCGGCCGCCAUGCAGCUCAUCGACGCGGCCAGUGGCACCCUCAGCAUCGUGGUCAGAAGGGCAGCGAGCGGCGGCCCAUCUGGUGCGAGAGCCCAGCGUUCCCCUUCCCCCAGGCAGCCUUUCCUGGGCAGCCGGGCCCCCCCGGUGCGCAGUCCCGAACCUGCAGCCCCCCCUUCCACCCAGGAUGCCGAGCAGCCGCCCCAGCGCCAGCCCCACCUGGAGAACCUCACCUCCCCUCCUGACAGCGAGGCGUACUACGCCGAAACCGACAGCGACGCCGACAAUGUCGCCCAGGAGAAGCAGCGCAGGGCCCGCAAGAAGAGCCCCCGCUCCCCCCCGGGUGGGCUGAACAAUCGAGCCGGUGAGCCGCCGGACGAGGUGUCCCUCUCGGAGAUGAGCGGGUACGACAGCACCCCCGAGGCCCCGGCACCGGCCGGAGACGGAGGAGAGGGCCCCGGUGGGGUGGCCAAGCGGGAGAUCAUGUGCCAGCCGGGCAGCCGCACAGACACCCCCUUCUCCGAGAGUGAGGCGCUGCUGCAGCCCCCCGAGCCCGAGGACCGGGAGCCCUCCCCAGAGGCCCUGCUCCUGCCGCACGCCACCCGGGCCAUCCGGGCAGAGAGGCACCUGAUCCCCAUGGUCGGGCCUGUGGAGCACCCCGUGGACGAAGACCUCACCACCAGCUAUGCGGAGAAAGCCAAGCAAGCCAAGCUGCACCGCGGCGAGAGCGUGCAGGAGAAGAGCGUGAAGGAGGCCAAGACGCGCUGCCGGACCAUCGCCUCGCUGCUCACGGACGCGCCCAACCCGCACUCCAAGGGCGUCCUCAUGUUCAAGAAGCGCCGGCAGCGCGCCAAGAAGUACACGCUGGUCAGCUUCGGCAGCGUGGACGAGGAGCGCGCCGGCGACGAGGAGGACGGCGUGCUGCCCACCAGCGAGUCCGAGUUCGACGAGGAGGGCUUCUCGGACGCGCGCAGCCUCUCCAACCACGCCGACUGGGACAGCGCCUACCUGGCCGUGGAGACGUCGCGCCAGCGCCCCGCCGCCGAGCCGCAGCCGCCGCCGGGCCUCAGCGACGCCUCCGGCCGCGGCGCCCAGCUCUUCGAGCGGCAGAGGCUGAAGGCCGGCCGAGGCGGCGAGAGCCCGGGCGCGCAGUGGUCCGCCGCGCCUCCCCUCUCCCCGGGGCCCGCCGCGCCUCCUGCCGCCCCGCCGGGCGCGCCGCUCAGCGGCCCGGCCACCGCCGCCGUCUCGCUGCACAUCCCGGCGCCGCCGGCGGGGCAGGCCCGGCCGGCCCCCGGGCAGGCCAGGACCUCCACUGCCUGCAUCUACCUGUCCACCCCCUCGAGGCCUGCGGUAGGGGCAGGGGCCGCCGGCCCUGCGCCCCCCAGGGAGGCCCCCGCCCCCACCUCCCCUGCGCACACCAGCCCGGCACCUCAGCCGCCGCCGUGGCCGGCGCAGCUGCCCCCCACCACGGCCCCCACAGCGCCUUGGCCUGCCGCCGAGCCCUGCGCCUCCAGGGAGCAGCGGGUGGCGCUCCCUGCGCCCAGGACGGGCAUCUUGCUGGAGGCUCGCCGGCGCAGCAGCCACAAGCCCAUGUUCAAGUCUGCGGAGGAGAAGAAGAAGCACUCGCCGAACCCGGAGCUGCUCUCCCUGGUGCAGAACCUAGACGAGAAGCCCAAGGGGGAGCCCCACGGGGCCGGCUUCGAAUCUGGGCCCGAGGAGGACCUCCUGAGCCUGGGGGCCGAGGCCUGCAACUUCAUGCAGGGCUCAGCCCGGAGGUUCAGGACGCCGCCCCCGGUCGCCCCGAAGCCCCAGCAGCCCAAGGGCUCUGGCGGGCUGGCGAACGGCCCCUCGGCGGGCCAGGACCUCCCGCUUCUGAAGGGGAAGGGUGCUGAGCUCUUUGCCAAGCGGCAGAGCCGCAUGGACCGGUUCGUGGUGGAGGCGCCGCAGGCAGCGGCCCCGAAGCCCCGGACCCCAUCCCCGGCACCGUCCCUGCCCUCUUCCUGGAAGUACUCCCCCAACAUCCGUGCCCCGCCCCCCAUCGCAUACAACCCGCUGCACUCCCCCUUCUACCCCCUGGCGGCCAGCAAGUCGCAGGCCAGCAAGGCUGAGAGCAAAGUGAAGAAGCCACCCGGCCAGAAGCCCGGGAUCCAGGCCAUCGAUUUCAUGAGGCACCAGCCCUACCAGCUCAACUCUGCCAUGUUCUGCUUCGGGGCGGCCCCGAGCUCCGGUGCCGGGGCCUCCACGGGCCAGGCAGCCCAGCAAGCCAGCCUGUCUCUCGCCCCGGCCAAGCAGGCCCCCGUGAAAACAGCCAGGACCUAUGAGAUCCGCCGCUUCUCCACACCUGCCCCGAUGCCGGCCUCCAGCGGCCUGGCCCCUACUGUGCUGGCCCCCCGCUCCGCCACCACGCUGGAUGAGCCGGUGUGGCGCACGGAGGCGGCCUCCCCCUCUGCCCCAACCUCCCCCGGCCCCUUCCAGGUGGCCCUCCCCCAGUACCAGAGCUCUCCGGAGCUCAGUGAGGUGGGCCGAGAGGCCUCCCCGGGCCGGCCGGCCCCCGCCUCCAGUUUUCAGGUCGCCCGGCCCAGGUUCUCAGCUGCCCAAACCGGGAUGCAGGCUCACAUCUGGCGGCCAGGUUCACGGCGCCAGUGA